UCGAAUUUUGCAAAUUACGUGAUAUCCCGGCCGUUUACACCGUUGGAGCUUCAAACCGGAACCACAACUGAACCCGGUCGACUAACCUGAACCCCGAACUCCAAAUUGUGGGCUGAGGCGGUGACUGUAGACUCUAGAGAUACCCAAGCGGCCAAUAAAAAUGGCCCUACGCCACCUCACUCCUCUCUCUCCUUUCACAACUCUCACUCGCCGUCUUCCGUCGUUCCCCACCCUUUCCUCCACCACCUCACGCCGCUACAACCGAUUUUCAUUUUCAGUAAUGGCGUCCGCCUCGCGAAAGGUGCUUGUUCCAAUUGCUAACGGAACGGAGCCGAUGGAGGCUGUGAUUACCAUCGAUGUGCUCCGUAGAGCUGGCGCCGACGUUACCGUCGCUUCCGUUGAAAAGCAGCUCCGCGUCGAUGCUUGCCACGGUGUUAAAAUCGUCGCUGAUGCUCUGAUUUCUGACUGUGUUGACACCGUAUUCGAUCUUAUUUCACUGCCUGGAGGAAUGCCAGGUGCAUCCACUCUAAAAGACAACAACACACUGGAGAACAUUGUGAAAAAACAAGCUUCAGAAGGUCGACUCUAUGCUGCAAUAUGUGCAUCUCCUGCUGUUGCACUUGGUUCAUGGGGCCUACUCAAGGGCUUAAAAGCAACUUGCUAUCCAGCUUUCAUGGAGCAACUAUCAUCAUCUGCAACCACAGUCGAUUCACGAGUCCAACAAGAUGGAAAAGUCAUCACUAGCAGAGGUCCAGGAACCACCAUGGAAUACUCUGUAACACUUGUAGAACAACUUUUUGGAAAAGAGAAAGCCAAUGAAGUUUCUGGACCACUGUUAAUGAAUCCGAAGCAAACUGAUCAAUUCAUUGUGACUGAAUUGAAUAAGCUACAAUGGACAUGUGCCUCUACACCUAAAAUUUUGGUACCAAUUGCGGAUGGUUCAGAGGAGAUGGAAGCUGUUAUGAUCAUUGAUGUUCUUCGAAGGGCAAAAGCGGAAGUUGUGGUUGCAUCAGUUGGUGAUAAUCUUGAAAUUGUGGCUUCACGUAAAGUGAAAUUGGUUGCUGACAUGCUUCUUGAUGAAGCUGCUAAGCUUUCAUAUGACCUAAUUGUGUUGCCAGGUGGACUUGGUGGGGCCCAAGCAUUUGCAAAAAGCGAAACACUUGUAAAUUUGCUAAAGAAGCAGAGGGAGUUGGAAAAAUACUAUGGAGCAAUUUGUGCUUCCCCAGCUCUUGUCCUUGAGCCCCAUGGAUUACUCGAGGGAAAGAAGGCAACGGCUUUCCCGGCAAUGUGUGAGAAACUGACGGACAAAAGUGAAGUGGAAAGCAGAGUGGUGGUUGAUGGUAAAGUUGUAACGAGCAGAGGGCCAGGGACAUCUUUGGAAUUUUCAUUGGCGAUUGUGGAGAAAUUAUUGGGUCGUGAGAAAGCUUUGGAGAUUGGUAAGGCAAUGUUGGUUGUGUAAUCAGUAAUGUAAGUUUAGUUGCAUGCUUUGUGAUAUGUAUGUCAAUUGUCAAAAGUCAAAACGAGUUGACCUAAUAAAUGUUUUCGUUACUUGUAUGAUAAAGCCAAAGGUGCUGUUAUAAUGAAGGUAACUCUUGAGUUUC
Messenger RNA from Lactuca sativa (garden lettuce), 1601 nucleotides. RefSeq names its product protein DJ-1 homolog B. The record is from RefSeq and is a predicted model, not a curated record. NCBI's taxonomy places the organism in Eukaryota, Viridiplantae, Streptophyta, Magnoliopsida, Asterales, Asteraceae. Gene Ontology annotation, cellular component: cytoplasm. Gene Ontology annotation, biological process: glyoxal metabolic process.